AUGACCGCAUUUGCCCCAUCCGGUUUCCUGGGCAGCUCUCUCCUUCACCAACAUGCUAGGCUUCCGCGCACAUCUCCCAUUCGCCAUACCCGCUCCCCAGUGAUGUCUGCGAACGUCCUCAUCGUCAACACGAAAGGUGCUGGUCACGGCUUCAUCGGUCUUCAUCUGGCGCGCAAGCUCCUGCAAGAGGGCAAUACCGUCGACCUAUUGCAGGUAGGUGGCGAUCCCUCAUUUGGCCCUUUCGCCAAAUACCCGUCUCUAGCUUCCGAGUUCGCCUCAUUCUCGUUCUCUUUCGGCUCUGUCGCGGACGCCAAGCAUGAAGGCUAUGACGCGGUCUACGACAACAACGCAAAGUCUGCAGAUGACGCCGCCCCAGCUAUCGCAGCUGGUAAGAACGGUGCAGAGGUGUUCUACGUCGCUUCCGCUGGUGCUUACUCAUAUGACCCGAAUACUGCACCUCAUUUAGUAGGCGACCCCCUCAAGGGCGCCACUGUCGACGUCGAGAACCUGUUCAGAGACCAAGGUGUUUCAUCUGUGAACUUUCGCCCAAUUUACAUCAUCGGUGAAGACUGUUCGAAGCGGGGGUAUCUCGACUACUUUUUUGAUCGGAUUGUACGCGACCGCCCCUUGCUUCUGCCGGGUAAUGGCAGUGAGUUGACCUCGCUCACAGACGUGCGGGAUAUUGCUUCAAUGCUGGCUGCCGCUCUGGGGAAGGGCAUGAAGAAUGAGACCCUCAACCUCGUCAACAGCCGAGCGGUCACGUUUGAUGGUGUGGUGAAAAUGUGCGAGGACGCGAUCGGAAAGAAGGCAAACGUUGUUCGGUAUGACCCCGACGAGAUUAAGAAGAAGUUGGAAGGGUUUGUACCGAAAAAGGCCUUUCCCUUCAGGCCGAGGCACUUUUUCGCAGACCCAGGAGAGGCGACCGAAAAGCUCGGCUGGACGGCAGAGUUCUCAGGAUCGGCAGACAAGCUGGCUGCCGCGAUAAAGGCGUCGUAUGAAGAUUAUUUAAGCCUGGGUUUGGAUAAAAAGGAUGUCAAAUUUAGUCUCGAUGACGAUAUCCUCAAACACGUAUGA
Molecule: messenger RNA, 1074 nt
Organism: Chondrus crispus (carragheen)
Lineage: Eukaryota; Rhodophyta; Florideophyceae; Gigartinales; Gigartinaceae
Exons: 1
Coding region: 1-1074 (357 amino acids)
Biological process (GO): rRNA processing
Cellular component (GO): cytosol
Molecular function (GO): RNA binding
Source: RefSeq, a predicted model, not a curated record